CUACCAUCAACUGUAAAAUAAAAAUCUGUAAACCAUUAAAAAUUUCCUUCAUUUUUCAUGUUCCCUGCUUUUAUAAAAUCUUUAUUCUUCACACUUUUAGCGUAACACCACUACCCUAUCUCUGCAAAUUUCUCUCUUUGUACCAACUAGAAAACCAGAAUUUUGUCGCGCAGACACGGAGAGGGACACGGUUCUGCGUCCUCUUUAGGCUAUUCGAGCGGGCUUUUCGGAAUCCGGAUCCGAUCUGUUUCGUCGCAUCUCCAGAUCUAUUUGAGGUUAACUUAGAUCCAGCAUUGAUUCAAAGAUCUGCUUAAUUUAGUAGCUUUCUCAUUGAUGUCGAAAAUGAGGAUGCCCAUGGUGUACCGGGCUUCUGUUUUGAUGGUUCUUUUUUUGCACACUUGCAAUGCAUUUUAUUUGCCUGGUAGCUAUAUGCACACAUAUUCCACUGGUGAAAAGAUACUUGCCAAAGUUAACUCUUUAACUUCUAUUGAGACGGAGCUUCCCUUUAGCUACUAUAGUCUCCCUUAUUGCAAGCCACCUGGUGGAAUAAAAAAAAGUGCUGAGAAUCUUGGGGAGCUCCUUAUGGGAGAUCAGAUUGAUAACUCUCCUUACCGGUUUAGAAUGAAUAUCAAUGAGUCUGUUUUCCUUUGUACUACACCCCCAUUGAGUGAACACGAGGUAAAGCUUUUGAAACAGAGAACACGUGAUUUGUAUCAAGUGAAUAUGAUUUUGGAUAAUUUGCCUGCUAUGAGGUAUGCAAAACAAAAUGGAGUAAAUAUUCAGUGGACUGGGUUCCCUGUUGGCUAUACGCCACAGAAUAGCAAUGAUGAUUACAUCAUCAAUCAUCUUAAGUUCACUGUCUUGGUUCAUGAGUAUGAAGGGAGUGGGGUGGAGAUCAUUGGUACUGGGGAAGAAGGCAUGGGUGUGAUUUCUGAAGCAGACAAAAAGAAGGCAUCUGGUUUUGAGAUAGUUGGUUUUGAGGUUGUACCAUGCAGUGUUAAGUAUGAUCCUGAAGUGAUGUCAAAGCUUCAUAUGUAUGACAAUAUCUCAUCUGUCAAUUGCCCCUUGGACCUUGACAAGUCUCAGAUCAUAAGGGAGCAAGAGAGAGUUUCAUUCACUUAUGAGGUUGAGUUUGUUAAAAGUGAUAUUAGAUGGCCAUCUCGUUGGGAUGCUUAUUUGAAGAUGGAAGGUGCUCGUGUCCACUGGUUCUCAAUCCUAAAUUCUCUUAUGGUGAUCUUUUUCCUAGCUGGCAUCGUUUUUGUCAUAUUCUUAAGGACCGUAAGAAGGGAUUUGACUAGGUAUGAGGAAUUGGACAAAGAAGCUCAAGCACAGAUGAAUGAAGAGCUUUCAGGCUGGAAGCUUGUUGUGGGUGAUGUCUUCAGAGAGCCAGAGUGCUCAAAGCUUCUCUGUGUCAUGGUUGGGGAUGGAGUUCAGAUUACUGGAAUGGGAGUUGUCACUAUUGUUUUUGCAGCUCUUGGUUUUAUGUCACCAGCAUCAAGAGGAAUGCUACUGACAGGAAUGAUAAUUCUUUAUCUUUUCUUGGGUAUUGCUGCUGGCUAUGUUUCUGUACGUUUGUGGAGAACUAUGAAGGGAACUGCAGAAGGGUGGAGAUCAGUGUCUUGGUCGGCUGCAUGCUUCUUCCCUGGUGUUGCCUUUGUUAUCCUCACAGUGCUGAAUUUCAUUCUGUGGGGAAGCAAGAGCACUGGUGCUAUUCCCAUUUCCUUAUAUUUUAUACUUCUGGCCCUCUGGUUUUGCAUUUCAGUGCCACUAACAUUGUUAGGAGGAUUCUUUGGAACCCGAGCGGAGGCAAUUCAGUAUCCAGUUAGAACCAACCAGAUCCCAAGGGAAAUUCCUGCACGCAAAUAUCCAUCAUGGCUUCUUGUUCUUGGUGCUGGAACUCUUCCAUUUGGAACCCUUUUCAUUGAGUUGUUCUUCAUCCUCUCCAGCAUCUGGCUCGGACGGUUCUAUUAUGUCUUCGGUUUCUUGCUCAUAGUGCUUUUGCUGUUGGUGGUUGUUUGUGCUGAAGUGUCGGUGGUUCUAACCUACAUGCAUCUCUGCGUGGAGGACUGGCGAUGGUGGUGGAAGGCUUUCUUUGCUUCUGGUUCAGUUGCUCUCUACGUCUUCUUAUAUUCCAUCAAUUAUUUGGUUUUCGACCUCCAGAGUUUGAGUGGACCUGUAUCAGCUGUACUCUAUCUCGGCUACUCGCUGCUCAUGGCAAUUGCAAUCAUGUUGUCUACAGGCACCAUAGGCUUCCUUAUGUCCUUCUACUUUGUGCAUUACCUUUUCUCAUCCGUAAAGAUUGACUAGAAGCAUUUUGUCUUUUAACAAUCAGUUGAGAAGACUCUGCUUGUACGAAGAGAAAGCCAUCUUGCUUCACAACUCCACAAAUUUUUUUUUUUUUUCUGAUAUUUCAUUUGCUAAAAUUCGUUAUGAUAGCUGAUCUUGUUGUGAUGUAUUAAAGACUAUCAGAUUACAUGCUAAAAAUU
Messenger RNA from Jatropha curcas, 2486 nucleotides. RefSeq names its product Endomembrane protein 70 protein family. Gene Ontology annotation, cellular component: membrane. NCBI's taxonomy places the organism in Eukaryota, Viridiplantae, Streptophyta, Magnoliopsida, Malpighiales, Euphorbiaceae. The record is from RefSeq and is a predicted model, not a curated record. Gene Ontology annotation, biological process: protein localization to membrane.